Messenger RNA from Chenopodium quinoa (quinoa), 2070 nucleotides. Its product is annotated as protein FAR1-RELATED SEQUENCE 5-like. NCBI's taxonomy places the organism in Eukaryota, Viridiplantae, Streptophyta, Magnoliopsida, Caryophyllales, Amaranthaceae. The coding region runs from base 1 to 2070 and encodes 689 amino acids. Gene Ontology annotation, biological process: regulation of DNA-templated transcription. The record is from RefSeq and is a predicted model, not a curated record. The transcript has 5 exons.
AUGUUACACUCAGAUUAUACAAAUCCAAUUGAUGCUUAUGGUUUAGAUCUUAGAGGAUCAUUUGUUGGUGUGGUAAGAGAAACUUUUGAAGAAAUUUUGGAAUUGUAUGAAAAACGUGCUGCUAUACUGGGGUUUUCAAUAAGAAAACAUACAACUAGAUUCAAACAACACACAAAAAUAGUAACUGAGAAAAACUAUGUGUGUUCUGCUGAGGGAAAGAUACAUUCAGGUCAGAAGAAAACAAAGUUAGUUGAAAUGGUUGAUGAAGAGGAUGUAAAUGUAAAAACAAGAAAGCCAAGACAAGUAGCCAUUACAAGAUCGAAUUGCAAGGCAUGCAUAAGAGCAAAAGUGAAUACAGAAGGACAGUUUGAGGUGGUGGCUCAUGUUAUUCAGCAUAACCACGAGCUAACAAAGCCACAGUGGCAUUAUUUGCAUCGUUCUGAAAGAAAAAUGACAGAGGAAAAAGCUGAAGCAAUCAAAAUAAUUAAAUCUUCAGGUCUAACUACAAUGGACACUUACAAUUACAUGGCUACAGAGGCUGGAGGAGAACAGAAUGUAGGCCAUAGUGUUGUAGAUCACCUGAAUUUCUGCUCAAGGUUAAGAAUGGAACAAAUUGAGGCUGGAGAUGCUCAAACUUUAGUGAACAUUUUAAGUCAGGAACAAUCAGAGGAUCCAAACUUCUUUUUUAGAGUGAAGUUUGACAAAGAAGGAAGAAUUUGCAAUAUCUUUUGGAGAGAUUCAAUGAUGCUAGAAGACUAUAGGAUAUAUGGAGAUGUUCUUGUCUUUGAUACAACAUACAUAACCAACAGAUAUAAUCUUAUAUGUGCUCCAUUUGUUGGCAUAAAUAACCACUGGCAUAAUUGUAUGUUUGCAUGUGCUUUUAUUGGGGAUGAAAUGACAGAUUCAUUUGUGUGGUUACUACAAACCUUCAUCAAAGCUAUGGAGGAUAGAAAACCAACUUCAAUAUUCACUGACCAGGACCAAGCAAUGGCAAAUGCAAUUCUGGAGGUGAUUCCUAAUACAAGGCAUAGACUUUGUAUAUGGCAUUUGGAGCAAAAUGCCAUAACUAGAUUUGGAGCUCUUAAAAAAGACAAAGAAUUCAAAUUUGCAUUCAACCAGUGCUUAAAGAUGUGUGUGACAGAACAAGAAUUCGAAGCAAAGUGGCAGGCAAUGUUGCAGAAAUAUGAGUUCACAAAACACUCUUGGUACAAAAGAGUGUAUGAGUUGAAAGACAAAUGGUGUCCUUCCCUUAGUAGAGAUUUCUUUUCAGCAGGGAUCUUAUCGUCACAAAGGAGUGAAAGCACUAAUCAUGCUAUAGGAUUCAGAGCAAGUAAAGCAACUACUUUGACAGAGUUUUAUACCAUAUUUAAGAAGACAACCAAUCGUUGGAGAAGCACAGAGAAAUAUGAUGAGUUUACCUGUAGCAAGUCAAUAGCAUUCACUUCAUUGCCUCUGUCUGGAAUGCUAAAGCAUGUUGCACAGGUUUUCACUUUAUCACUCUUUAGAGAUUUUAAAGAGGAGUUUGAAUACUCUAUGGCAACAACUGUUCAGAUAAUUCUACAUUUGCAUUCAGUAAUAAAAAUACCAGACAAGUAUGUUUCAAAAAGAUGGACUAAGUUUGCAAAAACAGAGGCAUGGGAUAGAUUGAAGAAUCAGGAUCCUAAACAGCAAUAUAUUCCAUGGAGGCAAACAAUUAUGAGGAAAUACUACAAUCUAAUCUUAAAAAGUCAAGAAAAUGAAGAGACAAGAGCAUUUAUGGAAGAAAGCUUCAGAAACAAUCUUAAAAUGGUGGAAGACUUACUUGCUAGUGCUGAUCAGAAAGAAAGUGUAGAAGCUUCUUCUAACAUUCCUGAUGUGGCAGAUAGCACUCAAAGCAAUACUGACGUUUCUUCAGCAUCGAGUACAAGCACAAGUGUACCAAUAAUACUUGAUCCUAAAAGGGCUGUAACAAAAGGAAGAAGCAAGAGAGAAAAAGGAGGACUUGAAAAAAGCAAGAGAAAAAGAAAACCAGCACUGCCACCUCCAAAUUCAGAAUUUGGAUCAAAGACACCUAACUUACGACUCUUUUAA